AUGACCCUUCCCAGUUCCUCCAGCGUCUUGGAAGACAAGAUGUGUGAGGGGAACAAGACCACCACGCCCAACCCCCAAAUGAUUCCCCUGGUGGUGGUCCUGAGCGCCAUCUCCUUGGUCACAGUGGGACUCAACCUGCUGGUCCUGUAUGCUGUGCGCAGCGAGCGGAAGCUACACACGGUGGGGAAUCUGUACAUCGUCAGCCUCUCGGUGGCCGAUCUGAUCGUGGGGGCCAUCGUCAUGCCCGUGAACAUCCUCUACCUCCUCAUGUCCAGGUGGUCCCUGGGGCGCCCUCUCUGCCUCUUUUGGCUCUCCAUGGACUAUGUGGCCAGCACAGCAUCCAUUUUCAGCGUCUUCAUCUUGUGCGUUGAUCGCUACCGCUCUGUGCAGCAGCCCCUCAGAUACCUGAGGUAUCGUACCAAGACCCGAGCGUCGGCCACCAUCUUGGCGGCCUGGUUUCUCUCCUUCCUGUGGGUUAUUCCCAUUCUGGGCUGGCAUCGCUUCAUGUCGAAGACCUCAGGGCACCGGGAGGACAAGUGCGAGACGGACUUCUACAAUGUCACCUGGUUCAAGGUCAUGACUGCCAUCAUCAACUUCUACCUGCCCACCUUGCUCAUGCUCUGGUUCUAUGCUAGGAUCUACAAGGCUGUACGGCAGCACUGUCAGCACCGGGAGCUCAUCAGUGGAUCCCUCCCGUCCUUCUCUGAAGAUAAGCUGAAGCCAGAGGACCUCAGCGUGGGUGCUAAGAAACCAGGGAAGCAGUCUCCCUGGGAGGUUCUGAAAAGGAAGCCGAAAGAUGCCGGUGGUGGACCUGUCUUGAAGCCAGCAUCCCAAGACCCAAAGGAGAUAAAGUCUCCAGGUGUCUUCAGCCAAGAGAAGGAUGGAGAACUGGACAAAUUCCAUUGCUCCCCACUUAACAUUGUGCAGACGCAGAUGGAGGCAGACGGGAGUGGCAGGGAACACGUAGCCAUCAACCAGAGCCAGAGCCAGCUCGAGAUGGGCGAGCAGGGCCUGAACAUGCAUGGGGCCAAGGAGGUAUUAGAGGAUCAGAUCCUAGGUGAUAGCCAGUCCUUCUCCCGGACAGACUCAGACACCCCCCCAGAGUUGGCACCCGGGAAAGCCAAAUCGAAAAGUGAGUCUAGCACAGGCCUGGAUUAUAUCAAGUUCACCUGGAAGAGGCUUUGCUCACAUUCAAGACAGUACGUGUCUGGGUUGCACAUGAACCGAGAACGGAAGGCCGCCAAACAAUUGGGUUUUAUCAUGGUGGCCUUCAUCGUUUGCUGGAUUCCUUACUUCAUCUUCUUCAUGGUCAUUGCCUUCUGCGAGAGCUGCUAUAACCAACAUGUGCACAUGUUCACCAUCUGGCUGGGCUACGUCAACUCCACGCUGAACCCCCUCAUCUACCCCUUGUGCAACGAGAACUUCAAGAAGACGUUCAAGAAAAUUCUGCACAUUCGCUCCUAA
Eubalaena glacialis (North Atlantic right whale) is the source of this 1464-nucleotide messenger RNA. It is a transcript of the gene HRH1, whose product is annotated as histamine receptor H1. The record is from RefSeq and is a predicted model, not a curated record. NCBI's taxonomy places the organism in Eukaryota, Metazoa, Chordata, Mammalia, Artiodactyla, Balaenidae. The transcript has a single exon. Bases 1 to 1464 code for a protein of 487 amino acids. Gene Ontology annotation, cellular component: membrane; dendrite. Gene Ontology annotation, biological process: chemical synaptic transmission; G protein-coupled receptor signaling pathway, coupled to cyclic nucleotide second messenger; regulation of vascular permeability. Gene Ontology annotation, molecular function: G protein-coupled serotonin receptor activity; histamine receptor activity; neurotransmitter receptor activity.